Schizophyllum commune H4-8 is the source of this 2070-nucleotide messenger RNA. RefSeq lists its product as uncharacterized. Bases 1 to 2070 code for a protein of 689 amino acids. Gene Ontology annotation, molecular function: oxidoreductase activity. NCBI's taxonomy places the organism in Eukaryota, Fungi, Basidiomycota, Agaricomycetes, Agaricales, Schizophyllaceae. The record is from RefSeq and is a predicted model, not a curated record. The transcript is spliced from 16 exons.
AUGGCAGCCGCUGCGCCCCAGCACUACAUGCACCUCCAACAUCAUCACCACUACCAGCAAGCUGGCGCGACCCCGAAGGCGGCCUCUCACCCAGCUCAUGGCCCUGCGUCUUGCAUCGUCUUUGCUCCUGGCGUCGUGGGCAACGCGCACGCGAUCACCCUGCGCCUGAGCAAGUCGGAGGACGAGCGGAGCCGGAGGCGCUUAUAUAACCCUCGCGGCGAAGCAUCCUAUAGCCCUCGCAGAGAAGCAUCCACCGCCAACCCCUCUCACUCAACGAACACCGCCCAUGCCCGAAAGUCAUCAUCAAGCAGCCUGCCCGAUACCCGGCCACCCUCGCCUCAUAUAGACAGCGUUCCCUACCUAUCCUCCUCUGCACCCACGUCUCGCCCCACCUCCCCCACCCCCCUCACCAUCCGUAUCCGUAAAGAGGACCAUGUCGCCUACAUCGAGAAGCGCGCGCAGUCCGACGCCGCCGUCCGCGACGUUACGGAACUCAUGGGUGACGCCCUGACGCUCGCCGAACCCUCUGGCAUUGACGCCCUGGCGCGCGCAAUGGGGAGGCAGCUGCGUGUCGAGGGGCCGAUGGACUCUGAGGACGACGACGACGAAGACGGGCAUCUCCCGAAGCCCUCUCGCAUGCGCCAGCUUGAGCUUACGGUGGAGACCAACCUCUUCUUGGCCGAGGUGGCGAAGGAGCUGACUGGGAUGCCCGACAAGCGGCCAAUGUUCGGCGAGCAGACGCAGGGUGUUUCGCCCGGCAAACGCAAGCUCAGCGUGUUCUACGCGGACCAUGAGUCUUUGGACGAGGAGAUGGAGGACAUCGAUGGUCCGAGGCGAAGGAAGAUUGCACGAUUGCCUAGUGCUGGUCAUUCUGGGCCGCCCAACACCAUGAGCUCGCUCCCACUGACAUUAGCAGCGACCGCCGCCCUCGCGUAUUUCGCCCUCGUCCGAGCCCUUCGAUGGCGCAAAUACGACACCGUACAUCGCAAGUACGCGCACAAGCUCCGAGACAAGACGCUGUCGCCAACGGAGGCGCAGGAGAUCGUGCAACUUUCUCUCGGCUAUGAUAUGCACUACAUCAUGACCAUGGCGCUGUCGUUUGCGCUGUUCAAGACGUAUGGGAUUCCGUCCAUAUCCAAGCUGCUGCUCGCGACGAAGGAGCUGUCGACGAGGGAUAACGUGGCGAAGAGGAUUAUAGAUACGGAGCUACUCAUUGGUAGGCUUUACCUUCCGGUCACAAUUCUCCGAGCCCACUCUGAGCUCUCGUCUAUAGCAGCAUGGACGCAUUGCCCAAUCAAUGGACAUUACCCGGGUGCUGUGACUGCCCCAUGCGACCCGCGCGCCAUGCUCAGUAUGGCUCGCGUCAACUGGCUGCACUCGAAAUAUCACAUCUCAAACGAUGACUUCCUCUACACGCUCAGCCUCUUCAUCUUUGAACCUCUGACAUGGGCCGAAAAGUACGGCUGGCGUCCCUGCUCGGAUCUUGAGAAACAUGCCUGGUUCGUCUACUGGUCCGAGAUUGGCAAGCGCAUGAACAUCCAUGAUAUCCCGGCCACCUUCGACGAGCUGAAGCGAUGGAGUGUGAUGCUGCACUGGCAGGCCUACGAAGAAAAGCAUCUCGUCCCAUCGCCCACCAAUUUCGAAGUCGCCAAGCACAGUGUGGAGGAAAUUUUGUAUCGUGUACCGAACGCCUUCGGCCUCAAGCGCUUUGCGAGGCGCCUGUCUGUAGCCAGCCUGAUUGAGCCCGCAUUGUCGCCCGUCGAUCCGACCUCGGGCCUGGUUCGUAGGAUGCACCCGCGAAAGUUCCCAUCCAAACCCUGGUACAUGCCGGAGCCAUCCAACCUGCUCUCCGCCCUCGCCGUCCGCCUCCAGGUGUGGCUGGGUGUCUACGAAGCCGCGCCGGGCCCGCAGUUCAAGAGCGAGGGGUAUUACUUGCACGAGAUGGGACCGUUGAAGUUCGAGCGAGAUGGCCGGAUAGAGACUCUGAAGGCGGCGGAAGAAUUUCUUGGCUGUCCUGUGCCCGGGCCAUGGGUGAAGGCUGUGGGGGCGAAGGAGACGCCGCAGUCAUAA